AGAUUUUUUCCACCAACUUUGCUGUCAAAAACCAUUUUUCUUCAUUCUUUUCUUUUGAAAAAAAUUUUAACCGAACGAAAGUCCGGAAGUUUUUUUCGGAAAAGUUUGCAAUUUAUAAAUCAAUUAAUAAGUUUUAUUAAAAAUCAAUCAAAAAAUUGUGCAGCAAAAAAGUUGCUCGAUAAAACCUGCAACCUGAAAGAAAACCAAAGAAGUUUUUUUGUGUUUUCUUUAUUUGAAAAAAGUCAAUAGAGGUGGUGGUGGUAUUGGACUGUCCUAACAACAUAAAAAACCAAUAAAACUUUAAUUUAAAAAAGUGAAUAUUACAACGAAUAUUUUUGCGUAAAAAGAGUGAGAAUUUUUCGAUAAAAAUAUAGUUUUUAUUGAAAACUAUUAUAAUGUCAGCUGUUCAAGUUGAAAUGGAACAAAAUAAUAAUGAGGACCAACAACAGAAAGCAUGUGGUGCUGAGGGUGGUGGUGCCUGCAAUACCACGGCUUCGACUGUGACGUCAAAUAGCACUUCUGCUACACCUGCUUCUGCCACUUCGGAAGCUGGCAAAGACACCAAUGCUCAGGAUGAAAAAGUGAUUUUAGCCGAUAAAUAUAAAAUUCAGGGAAAUGAUUAUCUUAAAGCUAAAGAUUUCUCUAAAGCGAUUGAAAUGUACACCAAAGCUAUAGAUUUAAUACCAACAAAUGCAAUUUUCUAUGCUAAUCGUUCAUUGGCUCAUUUGAGACAAGAGAGCUUUGGAUUUGCUUUACAGGAUGGUAUUGCUGCCGUUAAAGCAGAUCCAACCUACCUUAAAGGCUAUUAUCGCAGAGCAGCGGCACAUAUGUCAUUGGGUAAAUUCAAACAGGCACUUUCGGAUUAUGAAUAUGUAUCAAAAUGCCGUCCCAAUGAUAAAGAUGCUAAAUUAAAAUAUACCGAAUGUAAUAAAAUCGUUAAAAUGAGAGCAUUUGAAAGAGCUAUUGCUGUUGAUAAACCAGAGAAAACUUUAUCGGAAAUGUUUAGAGAUUUAGAGAACAUUGCCAUUGAGGAUGAUUAUAAGGGACCUGCGUUAGAAGAUGGUAAAGUGACUUUGAAAUUUAUGUUAGAACUAAUGGAACAUUAUAAACAACAAAAGAAAUUACAUCGCAAAUAUGCUUACAAGAUCCUAUGCGAUAUUGAUAGUUAUAUGCGUACUCAACCUUCAAUGGUGGAUAUAAGUGUGCCCGAUGAAUCUAAAUUCACCAUUUGUGGUGAUAUUCAUGGUCAGUUUUAUGAUCUUAUGAAUAUCUUCGAAAUUAACGGCUUACCCUCUCCAACGAAUCCGUAUUUGUUUAAUGGUGAUUUUGUCGAUAGAGGCUCAUUUUCGGUGGAAUGCAUAUUCACCUUAUUUGGUUUUAAAUUGUUGUAUCCCAAUCAUUUCUAUUUAUCUAGAGGUAAUCACGAAAGUAUAAAUAUGAAUCAAAUGUAUGGUUUUACCGGUGAAGUUACUGCUAAAUACACAAGCACUAUGGCUGAUAUGUUUACGCAAGUUUUUAAUUGGCUGCCCUUGUGUCAUUGCAUCAACAAGAAAAUAUUGGUUAUGCAUGGUGGACUUUUCUCUAGCGAUACUGUUACUCUAGACGAUUUAAGACGUAUUGAACGUAACUGCCAACCCCCGGAAGAUGGUCUUAUGUGCGAGCUUUUAUGGUCGGAUCCACAACUAAGUUAUGGUCGCGGUCCUUCAAAACGUGGUGUUGGAAUACAAUUCGGUCCGGAUGUUACUGAAACUUUCUGUAAACAUAAUAACUUGGAUUAUAUUGUACGUUCACAUGAGGUUAAGGAUAUGGGCUAUGAUGUAUCACAUGAUGGCAAAUGUAUAACGGUAUUUUCGGCACCCAAUUACUGCGAUACCAUGGGCAAUUUAGGUGCUUUUAUAACAAUCAAAGGCAAUGAUUUAAAACCUAAUUUCAAGUCAUUUGAAUCAGUGCCACAUCCUGAUGUUAAACCUAUGGCUUAUGCAAAUAGACUUAUGAGCUUAUUGACGUAGUCAUUUUGUUAAUAUUUCUUAUGGCUCUAAUGUUUUCAAAACAAUUUUUAAGCAAAGCAAAAAAAAAAACAAUUACGCUAAAUUCUUUUUACAAAAA
Lucilia cuprina (Australian sheep blowfly) is the source of this 2106-nucleotide messenger RNA. It is a transcript of the gene PpD3, whose product is annotated as serine/threonine-protein phosphatase 5. Gene Ontology annotation, molecular function: protein serine/threonine phosphatase activity; protein binding. The transcript is spliced from 9 exons. Gene Ontology annotation, cellular component: cytosol; nucleus. The record is from RefSeq and is a predicted model, not a curated record. The coding region runs from base 396 to 2009 and encodes 537 amino acids. Lineage: Eukaryota; Metazoa; Arthropoda; Insecta; Diptera; Calliphoridae.